Pelobates cultripes (western spadefoot toad) is the source of this 13275-nucleotide messenger RNA. NCBI's taxonomy places the organism in Eukaryota, Metazoa, Chordata, Amphibia, Anura, Pelobatidae. The record is from the annotation of a GenBank genome assembly.
UCCUGCUGACCCCGGAAGUGCUGGUUGAUCCACGUGGUUAGACGGGGCGGGGGGACAGAUGAGACUGGGCACCGGACUCCGAUUUGUCGUGUCUGCCGGAGUCAGUGGAUGUCAGCCCUCUGCUCGGAGAGACAUGGCGUGCAGGGUGCUCAGCUUGCCAGGGAGCGGGGGAGGCGGGUGCAGGAACGGACCAAGCAAAGACCUGAAGAGUGAGGGGAAUAUAUGGACAUGGGGGCUGUGGGGGAACUAGUAUAGAGAGGGCCCUGGUGGAAAUACCCCCUUCCCAUCGCAAGAGUGGCUAAAAGGUAGAUGCCUAUCUGCCAUACAAAUUCCACAAUGCUGUGACAGCUGGGGAUCUACCAUUUACCCAUCCUGGCAGGGUUAUAUUCAGCACUGAGCAGUGUGUGUGUGUGUUUAAAUGUUGGUUUUUGUAUGGUAUUAAUUCAAAUGGCAACACAACACAGAAACAAACCCCUGUAUUCAAAGCAACAACUACACAAUUGUGUGUGUGUAGUGGUGUACUGUUGUCAUUUCAAAGCAAUUGUGUAGUGGUUGCUUUGAAUAUUAUUAUUAUUAUUAUUAUUGCCAUUUAUAUAGCGCCAACAGAUUCCGUAUCGCUUUACAGUAUUACGAGAGGGGGAUUUAACUAUAAAUAGGACAAUUACAAGAAAUACAGUGGUGUGUUUCCAUUUAAAUGAAUUUUGUUUUUAAAUGUUAGGUGUAUGUGCACUUUGUUACAGAAGUGUAUAUUUGUGUGGUGUUGAGAUUUUAUGAGAUGUCAUACACACACACUGACCCGCAUGCAGACACAGAUGCUUGUCAUCUUUUAGCCACACUCCUGUUUCCUACUUUUUGGGAUUAGGAGGAUGGCUUAUGCUGGUUAAGGCUGUUUGGAUCAGCUUGCACCCCCCACGCCUCUUUCUAUCCCUCCUGCACAGCUCCAGGUAUAAUACGUGGAUAGAUAAUAAUGGGUAGAUUCGAGGUGCCAAUUAAUGUGCCAGCUGGACGAGAGUCGGAUGAUAGGCUGAAGAGCAACCACUUAGUUAUUUACCGAAGUGUGAAUUUCAAACUUUAUUUCUAAGUAGCCAAACAGGAAGCUUUGCUGAAGUAGAGAUUUUUUUUUUUCUUCAAUUCAGCAAUUUUGGCCUCAAAUUUGAAAUUCACUUUGAAUUCUCACUUUAGUAAAUUACCCUGUAAAAAUGAUAUUGCAUGACGGAGAUGGGUGUCUAUAUAAUAUGUUUGUAAAUUAUGCUAAUUUGCAUAGGUUAUAGUUUGCAGUUGUUACAGUUAGGGUUUUAAAGAAUCACUCCAAACACCAUAACAACUACAGAGCACUGUAGUGGUCAUGGUGCCAGGAGUGCGAUGCCCCUCCACCUUUGUAAAUAGUUAAACUGUUUCAGACUGGUUUCACUCUUAUGUUGACUGCCUGGCACCAGAUACUUAUAUUUGCUCUGUUUAACAGGAGUUACCUGCCAAAGCACCACAAAUGAGUAAUAAAGGGCCAAAUGGAGGCAAAAUUCCAGGAGUCGGGUUGGGUGUCAAGUAGGCUAUGUUGCUGUAGUCUAGUCAAUUGAGUCCCAUGAAUAUAUAUGUAUAUACCAGAUUUAUAUACAACUUUUUAAUAUCACUUUAAUAUUGUAGGUUGGAAGGAGAUCCUGAAUACAUCUGUUGGCAUUCUGCAACAAGGUGGAGUGAUUGCCCUGCCAACUGACACAAUUUAUGGCAUUGCCUGUCUAGCCCAGAACUCCCAGUCUAUUGACAACAUCUACAACGUGAAGGGACGUAAUGGGACCAAACCACUGGCCAUCUGUGUGGGGAACAUUGCAGAUAUUUAUAGGUUUGUGCUUAUUUGUUGUUAGGGUUGCCACCUUUCUUGUCUGUGUAAAUUAGGGAUUGACUGAUAUUUUUCCUGAAUUAAUGCCAAUACAUAUAAUAAAUGGCAUGUUGUGUCGGUAGUCUGUACAUUUAAAGUUUUGAAAAAGCAACACAAUUUCUAUACAAAUCUGGCAUUAACUGAACAUGCUGAUAUUCACACUCCUAUCACUCUCAAGCAGUCAGUUCAUGAUGUUUUUGAAAGGAAUGUGGUUGCUAACAGCAAUCACACUCCAGACAUUCUUGGGCAACCAGUCCACUAGAUGACUGUAGAUAAUUCACUGACAUUCAACUGAGCUUCACAUGCGGGUACUCACAGGGAGAGGUGACCUGAGGUUGUCAAGUGGCGCCUCAUUGGCUUGCGGCUGCAGAUUUGGUAUGCGGUGAGAAAGUUAUCUGUAAAUUAAAACACUGUGUGUGUAGCUUUAUCUAAGUAUGUGUAUGUCAUUGUGUGUAUACCGAGUUAAGGUGUGUGUGUGUGUGUGUGUGUGUAACUGCCAUGUAUAAUAGAGGUGGAUUUUCUGGCUCCAUUUCUCUACCCAAUCCCUUAGUUUAAUCCGAGGCACUGGCCAGAUGGCUUCAAACACUGGCUAUGCCAGGUGGCAUCACAAUUUGUUGUACUAGCUACACUACAUGAUGUCACUGGUAUGCCAUUAUACUACAGCUCUGGGACCAUGCUUAUACCAUAUGGCAUUAUCUUUGUAGAGUUUAAUUGAUUUGGGGAUAUUCUAAAAUUGUCCAACUAUUUAUCUGCAACAUUUAGCCAAUUUACGCUCAACUGGGGAUUUAAAAUGAGUGCAGGUUCUUUUGGCUAGUGAGUAUUUGAACAACGGUGUUACAUAACAGACCACUAUUUUUUUUGAUUCUGUGACUUUGGUAUAAAUGCAGGUACUGCCAGGUGAAUGUUCCAGACCAGUUACUUCAUGAUCUUUUACCGGGACCAGUUACCUUAGUGAUGGAACGAUCAGAUGGACUUAAUAAGGAGCUUAACCCUUUCACUUCUGUAAGUAUGUGUAUUAUGUAGGCUAUCAAACCAGUAGAAAGUUGGGUGCCAUUAGAUUUGAUCUAAUAUGCAUAUCAUAGACAUUUUAAAAUUUUUUUUUUUAAUGUUUGUAUAUGAAGCCCUGUUUUGUGUUUAAAAAAAAAAAAAAAAAAUCAUGGAGAGGUCUUUAAGAAAAUGCUAAUAAUUUAUGUGUGCAUAUACACUGAUCAACCACCACAUUAAAACCGGUGAAGGGAAUAACACUGUUAUAGCAGUGGGAUAUAUUAGGUUGCAAGUUCAGUCGGUUCUUGAAUUUUAUGUGCUAGAAGCAGGAAAAAUGGGCAAGCGAAAAGAUCUGAGUUACUUUGACAAAAGCCAAAUAGUGAUGGCUGGAUGACUGGGUCAGUGCAUCUCCAAAACGGCAAGUCUUGUAGAGUGUUUUCCAUAUCCAAUGCUUAGUAUCGUUAGAACGUCUGGUCCGAUCACACAGAAAGCUACGGUAGCUCAGAUUGCUGGAAAAUGUAAUGCUGUCCACAAUAGAAAGGUGUCAGAACACACAGAGCAUCACAGUUUUCUGCGUAUGAUGUUGCGUAGCCACAGACUAGUCAGUGUGCCCAUAAUGACCCCUGUGAAGUGUCUUCAAUAGUGAUGUGAGUUUAAGAACUGGAUCAUGAAGCAGUGGAAAAAGGUUACCUGGUCUGAUGAAUCACGUUUUCUUUUAGAUAAGGUGAAUGGUCAGGUGCAUGUUCACUGUUAUACUUGGGGAUGAGAUGACUGCAGGAUGCACUAUGGGAAGAAGGCAGGCUGGCUGAGGCAGUGUUAUGUUCUGGGCAAAGUUCUGCUGAGAAACAUUAGGUCCUGGCAUUGAUGUGGAUGUUACUUUCUCAUGUACCACCUACCUAGAGAUUGCUGCAGACCAUUUAACAUCCCUUCAUGGUAAUGGUGUGUCUGGAUGGCAGUGGCCUCUUUCAACAGGAUAAUGCACUCUGACACACAGAAAAAAUUGUUCAGGAAUAGUUUGAGGAACAUGACAAAGAGUUUAGGAUUUUGGCUUGGCCUCCAAAUUCCCAAGAUCUCAAUCUGAUUUGAACAUCUGUGGGAUGUGAUGAAACAACAAAUCUGAUCCACAGAGGCCCCACUUUGCAUCUUCAAGGAUCUGCUGCUAAUGUCUUGGUGCCAGAUACCACAAUGCAAGUUCAGAAGUCUUGUGAAGUCUAUGCCUCGACACAUCUUUGGAACAUUUCAUCUAAACUGUGUUUCCAUAGAACUGUGUAGUACAAACAAAAAAUCUUGUCCCAGGUACAGAAGUGCAGAUAUCACACUUUAAAACUCUAAUUUAAGGAUAUUAUGGCACUUGAAAAAGUGCAGACACUGGCUACAAAAUCAAUAAAAGACAUGGAACAUUUUAGCUUUGAAGAAAUGUUAACAAAUGAAACCUCUUUAGUUUAGAAAAACAGCGCCUUAGAGGGGAUAUGAUAACAUUACACAAAUAUAUCCUGGGCCAAUACAAACCAUGAUAAAAUAGAAAGGUGAACAGCGCUAAAAAUCAGAAAAUGUACAUACGUUUUGUAGAAAUACUGGCCAGCAGAGUAACUUAAAAAAAAAAAAAAGAGAAACAAAAAUACAAAUAAUGGUACAGUAUGUAUGAACGAUAUAAUUCCACAAGAACAAAGGUGUUAUAUUCACACUCACACUUUGAGGAGCUAUAUCAGCUCGGUGUUAAGAGCCUGGACGGAAUAAUCCCGUCUAUGGAUUUCUUGAGGUUCAAGACCGUUGGUGAAUUUAUAGGUGUAAAUAUUCGUUACAUGAAAAACAAGAGUAAAAUACACCACAUGGUAUAGUACGUAAAUAUAAAAUAUUGUGAAAAAAAAGUGGAUGAUCCUACUUACAUAUACUAGAGCAACGACCUGCUCUAGUUUGGAGAAUUUCAGGUGGAAUAAUCCCCACCUUGGGAUAUAGUGGACCCAGGUAUAGCAGCAAAGCAGUAUUGGAUAGGAAGGAGGACAAAAGGAAUGACUGGAUAGUUUAAAAAAAUAUAUAUACUUUUAAUACAAUAAGUAAAAAGUGAAUAAUAAACUAUAAAACCAGUCCUGUUUAAAAGUCCAAAAUUCUUCCUCACUUGACGCGUUUCGCCGAAGCUUUCUCAAAAGUGAAUGCCUCACCCCUGAGAAGAGAGCGCUUAUUAUUCUUUUGCAUUCAAUACAAACCAUGGUCUGGAAAUCUAUUCACAAACAGGACUAUACAUAGGUCACAAGGUCAUGCAUUUAGACCAGAAGAAAGAAGAUUUAGUCUAAAGGAAAGGGUAUUUUUUUUUUUUUUUUCGUAAGAACGAUAAGGAUAUGGAAUUCUCAGCCUGAGGAAGUUGUUUAUUUUUUUUAAUAUCCUGUAUAGAUGUUUAAAUAGCAACUAGAUGCAUACUUGCAAAAACAUAAUAUUCAAUGAUAAAAUGUUUCCAAAUGCAGGGUAAUAACCACUUAAUACAAGGAUUAAUCUGCCUGCUGGUCAAGAAGGAAUUUUGUCCUAGUUUUUUGCAAAAUUGGAAGUGCUUCAAACUAGGUUGAUUUAUUUAUUUUUGGAUUUAUUUUUUUUUUGGCCUUCUUUUGGAUUAACAGCAAAAACACAGAUGUGAGGAAAGCUGAACUUGAUUGACACAUGCCUCUUUUCAGCCUAUGUAAUUUAGCACUUAGUACAUUGUGACAAGCAUCUUAAAGGGACCCUAUAGUCGCCAAAAUAACUUUAGCUUAAUGAAGCAGUUUUGGUGUAUAGAACAUGCCCCUGCAGCCUCACUGCUCAAUCCUCUGCCAUUUAGGAAUUAAACCACUUUGUUUAUGCAGCCCUAGUCACACCUCCCUGCAUGUGACUUGCACAGCCUUCCAUAAACACUUCCUGUAAAGAGAGAUGAAAUGUUUAAGCUUUUUUUAUUGCAUUGUCUGUUUUAUAUAGAUUUUCUUAUCUCCUGCUUUAAUAGCUUGCUGGGUUGUGCAGGAGCCUCCUGUGUGUGAUGCAAUGUACACAGCAGGAGAUAACGUUAAGAACAAGUAAGUUAUUACCUGAUUGAAAAUGAAACCGCUUUUUUUCAUGCAGACUGUGUCUGUCACAGCCAUGGUAGGUGUUACUAUCGCCUCCUAAACAGAAAAGUGAUUGAUUUAACUCAUAUAUGGCAGAGAAUUGAAGAGUGCAAUUUAUUCAAUAAGCUAAAGAUGUUUGUACCUAUUAUUUCCCAUUUAAAGGAAAUUUUUUUUUUUUUUUUUCUUGCUAAAUAUAAAGGAUCACUUGUCAUAUAGCCUUGCCAUGUUUUAUUUUGUAAUGAAAGAUUUGUUGUUGGGCUUUUUUUGCUUUGUUUUGUGCAUCUUCUGGCUUACCUUCACUCUGUGAUGAUAGCCAUCCCUUUUUGGAAAAGUCACCAUUUAUCUGUGAAGUUUAGGUAUCAUUUUUAAAUGUCUUAAACCAUUUUUGAGAGGCUCAUUACUUGAGCAUGGUGUCAGAAUUAAUGAACAAACACUACUUCUUUAAUACCUGUAUGGUUUUUGGUCAGAUAAGCUAUGUUUCCACUACACAGGAUUUAAAGUGACAAUUCAGACUACUGAAGCACUUCAGCUUGCUGGCAUAUUUCCAGGGUUACCUGUCAUGUCAAAUACCACUUAUUUUAAAUGAUAGAGAAUCAAAUCUCAUUUAUACAUUGUGCUGUGAGAGCAGCAGCAGCUCACGAGAAAGACAGGAUGAUUUAUCAAAGGCGCUUCGGACAAGGAAUCUGAGAAUGGAGAGAGUGGGAACAGAUACGUUUUAUUUACAUACCAUAAAUCCCGCAUACAAUAAGGGGACUUCUAACCUGUUCUUGGAAGCAAAUCUGUGCUUCUCACACAGGUGUAUGCAGGAGGGAGUGUGUCUUACAGCAGUGUAUCACCCAGUGUGACAAUUGAUGUUUCAGCAGGAGACCGGUGGAAUGAAAAUAUCAACUUUUUAUAGUAUUUAAGAAACUCUAUUUUAAAACUGAAUCAAUUCUGAUCGGAAGAAAACUGCAAACUUAGCUGUCAUGGCUGGCUCACUUUAAGGGUUGAUUUCAUGUCACCCAUGUCCCCAUUCAAAAAAUUGCACAUUUGAAAAGAUCUUGGCAUUUUUAUGAAUUCGUUUAAGAACAUCUCUUUGGCAGUCAAGCUGACAACUAAGGGCUUCGUGAUUCACUCCCCUUUACAAAUCAUUCAGUAUAAGUGUGAGCUUCCAUUGGAAAACAGUCUGCUGCUUCCUUAUGAGAAGCAUUUAAUUGGGUGAUCACCAAUCUAGUCACAGGGUGGAGAAGACUGUCAUCAAUGGCAGCCUCCCAUGGGACGUUGUGUCUGUUCAUUUUUUAAAAGUUUAUUUAUUGCUGCUUUUGAUAAAGGUACAGAUCAACAUCUGAUUGAAUGUAUCAGGUAGUUUUAUUUCUAUAUCUGCAUUCUCAAGGUUCUUGUGAAAGACAUACUCUUUAAUCUCUUCUCUUGCCUUACAGCUAGUGGGCGUCCGCAUUCCUGACCAUGCAUUCAUCAGACAGUUGGCACAAUUGUGUUCUGAACCCCUAGCACUGACCAGUGCCAACAUCAGUACCCAGUCGAGCACAUUAUCAAUCGAGGUACUGCAACUAAUCGAAAAAAAAACACUGAUCCUUUGGAUGAAACAAAGACUCCCUGUUUCUGUUGUUGCAAUCUAUUUGAACAAUGCAUGUUUCAUUUAAACUUCCGACAGAUUUCUACCAUUCAAGGUCUGUAAAACGUCUCCUUCUAAAUAGGCUGGACUUUAAAGGCUCAAGAUUAAAUUCAAACGUUCACAUCCUCACUACAUUGAUCCAGAGGCCCCAAAAAAAUUCUACUUCAUGCAGUUUCAAGUUGUUCCGAUUAAAAGGGCAAAAAUUGGGGGUAUUACCUUCUUUCCUUUUGAAGUAGCUAUCUGGGUUUUCACCGGAUGUGCACGCUAAUACAUUUAAUAUUUAUAUACUAAAUAUCCUUCUUAACUCUAAAAUUCACAGAACUAUUUUUGUAAUAACUUGAAAAAUGACUAUAUUCCUUGAAACAGUGGUUCCCAUCCCAGUACAUGAGGCAUAUCAGCAGUCCAGAAUUUAGGCAUUUCUCAAUUCUGUUUUAGUGGUUAUUUUUCCAAAAUCUGGAGUACUGGAAGGGUAACCAAUCCACUAAACUUUUAACUCCCUGCAAAUUUAUAGAAAAGGCUUUAAAAUCUUUAAAAAAAAAAAAAAAUUGUGAAAUGUGCCAGCCUAUUAUUUUUUUAUUUUUUUUUCCUUGUCUUGUAAACUGUGGAAAGAAAGAAACUCUCUGCUGUAGUAACGACACAUUUCUACAAUGGUGAUAUUUCAGAAAAAAAACAUACUACACAUUCAUUUCAAUUCAGUGUUUUUAUAUGACUAAUGUUUGUGUAUGGUUUAGUGCAGUGUUUAUAGAUUGUGUGCUGCGUUUUAACAUACUCUAAGUACCACAACCUUUACAACCUGUUCUAGUGGUUGUGGGGCUAAUAUGCUGCUGGCCCUGUUCAUUUUACUCCUGUUUUCCCUUUGUUUUCAAAUGUUGUGACAGAAAUUGGGCAGGUUCAUGUGGCUCUUCCCCUCCCUCACUUUAUUGCUAAAGCAGAAUUAAAAUUUCUGCAUUAGAAGUGUUAAUUUCUUCCAUAUUAGAAGAACUUAACUAAUCAGUGCCAUCCAAAUUUAUCCGAAGUAAUUGCUAAUGGUAAUGUCAUUAAUGUUUUAGCGAUCCAUUGAGGAGCUGUGCUGUAAGUCCAUGGGGAUGUGUAUUUCAGACAGCUGGAGGUUUGACACAGGACUGUCUAUGUAACAAUGUCUGCAGUGUACUAGCCCUGUAACUACAAUGGGAUGUAUUGAUAAUGGUGCUUAACCCAUUAAAGAUGUUGGGACCUUCCAUGCCAUCCUGAAAAUAGUGGGCUUGAAUACCAUUAGCAUGCCAAAGAAAUGUCCUUUCGUUCUAGUGUGAGCAGGGUUAAAUCCCUGCUCACGCUGCUAAGACCCAGGUAUUGGUUAAUUCCGGGGGCUCCCCUCUGUCAGCUAGGGCCAUAUUUAGUGGCUCAUGACUAGCUGAUGAGCUAUUUGCAGUGCUCCAAGCGUGUGCAGCAUACACUCCUUUAAAUGAAUUUAGACUGAGGGAGAACCCCAGUGCCUGAAAAGACUACUCUUGCAUGCUACCUGCUGACAGUGUUCAGUGCUGGGCUGUGCAUGCAAGUGCUGCAGCUUUAGAUACACCUCCCUUGCAUGCUGCAAUUACUCUGUAGAUAGUACUUUACAGUGUAAGCUGGGAAAUCCCUCUGCUAAUGUCAGAAGAGGGAAUCCCACAGGGUUAGGUUAGGGAUGGUAUAGGAUACAUUGUAGGUUUAGGGUAGUUCCAGGUUUUGUUUUGGUUCAGAAGCUGGAGAAUUGAUUGUCCUUAAUGAGUUAGCAUCCUUAUAGUAAAUACAUCUGUGGUUUUUUUUAUAGCACUAACAUGAUUAUCAAUUUCCUGUUUCUGCGGUCAACAACUCAACAGUCUAUUGUUGCUUCUAGGAAUUCAAAGACCUGUGGCCAAUGCUGUCUCUGGUAGUGGAUGGAGGUCCUAUUGGAGAUGUAGCUAACCCUGAAUGCAGAUUGGGGUCUACAGUGGUUGAUCUUUCUGUACCUGGAAAGUUUACUGUAUUACGACCUGGAUGGUAAGGUUCCAAUACAUUAACACAUUACAUGUCCUCUGUGUUGUUUCCAAUUAUACAAUAUGUGUGCAUGUUAUUCUGUUGGUGUUUUAUCCCGUCACGUGUAUUCCGGACACUAUAGUUUUUAAAACCCCGUUUAAGUUCCUGCCCCCAUGUUAGAGGUGUAAAAGGUAAUUUCUCCCCCCAUCCCCCCCUUUUUUUGUUUUUUUUAACAGCACCGCGGAUCAUCAAACUUGACAUUCUCAGCCAAUCCAGUGCUUUUCCAUAGAACAGCACUUGGAGACUAUUGCAUAUGCACGGCAAAAUCCUGUGCUGCGCCAAUGAGCAUCUCCUCAUGAGGAAUGUUCAGCGUCGCCAUGCGGUGUUGAGAAGCUGAACGCACUGACCCAGGAAGCACCUCUAGUGGCCAUUGUUAACACUGCAUUUUUCUGAAAAAGCAGUACUUCCAUUUAAAAGCCCACAGGGACAUGCUACACACACCAGAAUAACUACAUUAAGCUGUCUAUAUAGUGUCCCUUUAAAUUCAUGCAUAUAGCCAUACAGUAGCCCUUAGAGGCUGGAAGGGAUAUAUGAGAGCAGAGAUAUUGCAAUGUCCAUUGACUGAGACCUUAUAAUAUCUCCUUCUGUUUUGACUAUACCAUUUUACCAAAGUGACACAUUUCUAUUUCUAUUAGGAGAUCAUGACACUAGAGUAUAUCUCACUCUAUUCCUAUACACCUUUUGAGCAUGCAAAAUGCUUUUGAUAUAGUUUUUAAUCUGGCUGCUACAUCACAUGCGUUAUAAUUGCCAUGUAGGAGGACCACCACUAGGAAGGGUUUCCUGCACUACUUUGUCACUUGGCAUACAGGUUUUUGCCAUCAGCUUACUGGUUUUAGCUCUACCGCAUGUGAGUAGGCCAUUUUGGAUUUCCUUUUAUUGGAGUUUUUAUGGGGGGGAGGGGAGUAGGGUUAGCAGUGCACUGUCCUUUGUGUAAGUUAUCUAUCUCUGGACAAUUUAGCUACAACUCCCUGGAGCCUUUUGCUCUACUUGUAAAAUGUUAUUUGCAUGGAUACUCUUGUUGUAGACGUAGAAAGUUAAAUAACCUGAAAUAAUUCCUGGUUUGGUCUAAGCUCAUUUCAAACUGUGAGGAUUUGCAGCAAAUGCAUGAACGUCAAAUUUUUUAUUUAAUUUUGAAUAUACUGUUUUUUUGUGUGUGUGUGUGUAUGUAUAUAUUUUUUUUUUUUUUAUUGCAUUAGAAUAGGUUACCUCCUGAAGUGUCCCUUUAAUAUUUGUGUGUUCUUUCUUUUCAAGUGCUCUGGCCUCUACCUUGGAAAUCCUUAAAAACACAUAUGGCUUAUUACCCAUUUCGUGACACUUUCGUAAUGCUGCUCAAAUUGGUUUGGAUUUUGGACGCCCUCCUUCGAGACCAGAAAUAUGCACAGACCUCUGAGGAUGCAUACCUGGCCGUCAAGUAGUUUGAAUAUCCAAAAUGCAUUUUUGGGGGGAACAUAAUUUGUACAAACGGUGAAUUUUCCUUGCUUUAAUUUUACGUUUUUUUUAAUUUUGUUGGAAAGGGGAAAAAAUGUUUUCUUUUUGUGCAAAACGUUUAGGAAAAAAAAAAAAAAGAAACCUAUUCCUCCACCCCUUUUUUUAUUUCUUUUGUGGGAAAGAAUGCUUAUUUUAGGAUAGAUUUAGGAUAUUUUUGGGACAGAUCUAUAUUUCUGGACGUGUUACUUUUGCUCUGAAACAGUUUGUUCUUCAGACCUCAUUAGGACUUUUUAGAUUUAAACAAUUCCAUCUCUUUACCUUUUGUGUGCUAAUUACAUAAAGGAAAUUCUGGAUUAAUUUUAUUAUAAUCAACUUUCUGACAUAUUUUAUUUGUCUCGGCUGUAGAACCUCCCCAAAUCCAAAGGUUUGGGGGGGGGGGGAGGGGGAUGUAAACAGCACACAGGUUUCCUCCCACAAAUUGCGUGCAUAUAAAGAUCACUACGAUUAAUUCAGACUGUAUUAGAGGGAACUUUGUGUUCAUUUAAUGUCCACAUCUUUUUUUUUUUUUUUUUUGUGGAUUAAAUGUAAAUGCUUGAUGAUAUCACUGAGUUGAGUUUUGGAGCACACUGCUUUAUUUAAAAGGAUUUAUUUAGUUGUUGCAAAAGAUGUUAGUAUUAAAAAAGCAACUCUAUUUAUAACUUGUUUUUAUGAUAAAUGACCAACUCAGAGGCAGCUAAGACAUAUUUAAAAUAGACCUACAAACUACACUUUUGUAGAUGUGGAUCAUAUCUAAUUCAGGUAGGAAAUACAACUUAAUAUAUACAUUGUGCUAGCAUGAUUCAGUUUAAUUUUUAGCCAAUGCUGCAGACUAAUAAAGUGGGCUGCUUUUGCACCAGGGCUACACCCAAGGCAAAUCUAUAAACUGGCCUAUCUAAUUAAAUAUACCUUAUUUCUGUUUUUUUAAGGAAAGCUACAAACACAGUUCUUAUCUUAUAAAUAGGUCAUGGAUACUGGAUAUGCUUGAUCGCAUGCUGGAAGUGAUAUUGUAUGCCUAGGUCAAUGAUGGGGUAUGUUUAUUGUUGAUACAAACUUCUCAAUGAGCACUUUAAUAUGUGCUAUCUGCCUGCUAAAGAGAAAAUUGAUGCAUAUUCUUAGCCAUGAGUUGUAUGCCCUGCAUGGCACACUACUGACCUCAUCCUCCCAUUAUUAAUUAAAUUUAGCCUUUGCCAAUUAAAACUCUGAUAAAGUACUGAAUGGGGCAAAAGGGGAAAUUAACCAAAGAAGACAGAAUAUGUAGGUUCUAAAUAGUUAAUGUGCAUCCCUUUUUUAUUCACUCUGAUAACCAUGCAUGCUAGUAAUUUGAGUUAAUAUACAAGAUUUAAAGUGCUGUACUCUGGUGUCUGAGAAGCAAAAAGAAUAAUCAUUUUAGGUGCAUUCAGUUGUGUAUCACUUUGCAAUUUCCAUUCUGCCCUGCUACUGUUACUUGUCUGAAUUCAAGACUUGGCAAGCACAACCUUUGGCAUCCUUGCAUUUUGUGAAUUAUGGAUCACAUUUAUUUGAUAGGAAAACUAGAUAUGGGCCUAGGAUGAAAAUCCAGCCUGCAGAUGCAUACCGAGCAGACAGAAAACUGCAUCCUGACAUUCUGUAUGUUUUCACAAGUUGUAUGUGAAUAUGCAACAUUUCAUUUUAUUCUUCUUAUUUAUGUUCAUUUUGGAGUUUCUGGACAAAAUUUUAUAUAUGUUGUCCCUGUAAAAACUGAAUACAGAAUAAAAUACAUUUUUAAAAAAAUAUACCCGUGUAGUGAAAUCAUCUUACCAUUUUAUCUCUCUCCCCAUACAUAUAUUCACAUAUAAAAGUACACGAUUUAUUGUAAAGCACUGCGGAAUAAGCUGGCGCUUUAUAAAUACCAAUAAUUAUAAUAAUGAUGGGAAGAAAAUGGCAGUCUGUGAUUUGUUACUUUCGAGAUGCUGUCACAAAUCAACAUUUUCAAUAAUCCUCUCUUGUCAUGGCUGUUUUUGUUUGUGUUCUACUGCCAAGUUAUCAUGUAUUUGGGCCCUUAAGUCAAAGGCAAAUAAAAGAACCAUUCAUCGAGAUGCUCUCAUUUCUAUUCUUUGAGAUGCUCUAAUUUCUUUUUCAGAAAGCUGUUGCUAUGUAAGUGUAGUUUACAACAUGGGGUGUUUAUAUAUGGAACAAUGAAUUGUCUGUUUUCAAAAACCUGUAUAUUUAAAACAAGGACUAUGGUCCCCACUUUUUAAUAUAUUAUAUUGAUAAGGCAAUUUAUA